Molecule: messenger RNA, 1109 nt
Organism: Puccinia graminis f. sp. tritici CRL 75-36-700-3
Lineage: Eukaryota; Fungi; Basidiomycota; Pucciniomycetes; Pucciniales; Pucciniaceae
Exons: 3
Coding region: 39-860 (273 amino acids)
Source: RefSeq, a predicted model, not a curated record
AUCUCCAUACCCUUUUCUCCCCUUGCCCGCCAACCACGAUGGGCUUAUCAGGUCGAAAGGACAAGCAGAAGAUAGGCGAUGACCCUAGAAAUACCAAGUGGGCAAAGAAUGAAUCCAACCCUGGUUUCAAGAUCCUAUCUUCCAUGGGCUGGACACCUUCGACAACCACUCUAGGCGCCGCCUCGACCGCUUCUGAGCCGGCCCAAUCGACCUGGAAGCGACUCCCUGGGGUGAUCCUCCCGGUCAUCAAAUCCUCCACCUCUGGUCUCGGUGCCAAUCCAGCUCAAGCUUCCACCAGCACCUAUCUGUCAGGCGCCCCACGCUUCGUCCGAGCCUCCCAGGGCAUAUCAGUCGUCGAAUCGGAUCUCGAACCUUCCACGCUGGCAGAAAAUGAUCCAGAUCGGUCAACUAAACUUGCUAUCGUCUCUCAGGGCGGUGGCUUUGAUGAUCUUCUCAGCCGUCUCAAUCAAUCUAAAUCCAAAUCUAAAUCCAAAUCUAAGUCUAAAUCUAAAACCAAAUCUGAAAGCGAAACUGAAACGAGCACAACAACUAAGAUCAAGCGAAAGAAAUCUAAGAAGAGUUCUAAGUCUUCAGAGGCCGAACCUACGGAGGAGAAACAAUCAACCCGGAAGAUCAAGAAAUCCAAGAAACGGAAGACCAUGGAGGCUACGGAGCCAGAACAGCCUACCGACGACGACGACGAAGAAUUGGUGGCUACUCCAUCCGGCCCGAUCAGGAUCUCAAGGCCUAUCAAUCCCCGAGUAGCUGCACGAGCUAAAUUCAUCAAUUCGAAAAAACUGGCUUCAUCUGCGGGGAGCGCUCAAGCCAUGGCAGAAAUCCUCGGGAUCCCACCCCCUUAAUAGCACCUCAUUCAUUCCAUUCCAAUAAUCAACCCCGGGACCAAACCACAUCUUGAAAUCAUCGUAGAGCUUUCCGCUUCUAACUAUCCACAUACUUCAUCAUAAAUAUCCUCCUCCUCUCAAAACCCAUGCCAUCUUUGUACAUCCUAAUCAGUAUUUGAUCAUCAACUUAUGACCGCAUAUGGAUUGGACCUUGUUAUGAAUCUCCUUCAGAUCUUGACUCGCUUGUUUCCCAACAUAGACGCUCGA